Molecule: messenger RNA, 2346 nt
Organism: Malassezia restricta
Lineage: Eukaryota; Fungi; Basidiomycota; Malasseziomycetes; Malasseziales; Malasseziaceae
Product: mitochondrial intermediate peptidase
Exons: 1
Coding region: 1-2346 (781 amino acids)
Biological process (GO): peptide metabolic process
Cellular component (GO): mitochondrion
Molecular function (GO): metalloendopeptidase activity
Source: RefSeq, a predicted model, not a curated record
AUGCUUCGCCACCUGGCUCGGAGAGUGUGCGUGCGGCCGAUGCGCCACGUCGUGGGCGGCCGCCCGCUGCAUCUGACGCGGUCAGACGCUGCGUCCGUCACGGCGAUCGAGAUGGGCGUGCCGCCGAGUGUGGAGCGUGAUCAUGGCGUGCUCCAAGAGCUGCUGGACACGUCGUCACGCGCCGCGGCGGCGCGGACGGCCGGGGCGCCUACGGGUCUGUUCCAGAUUGGGCAUUUGCGAGCGCCGCAGGACUUUGUGCUGCUGGCGCAGCGGACGUUGGUGCGGUGCCAGUUGCUCGUGAAUAGGAUAUCCCGGGCGCAUACGCCUCGAGAGACGGCGCUGGUCGUUCAGCACCUGGACCGGCUGAGUGAUAUGCUGUGUGGCGUCAUUGACAUGGCCGAGCUCGUCCGGCAUGCGCAUCCAGACAAGGCCUGGGCGACGGCCGCGAACGAUGCGUAUGAGUACCUGUGCAACUACAUGAACGUGCUCAAUACACACACGGAGCUGUACGAUGCCUUGCGCCGCGUGAUGGACGACUCGCAGUUGUACCAGCAGCUGUCGAAGGAAGCCCAGGCCGUGGCGCUCAUCUUUCUGCGCGACUUUGAAAAGUCGGGCAUCCACCUGCCGCCGCGCGAGCGCGAGCGGUUCGUGGACCUGAGUGAUCAGAUCAUGGUGCUGGGGCGUGCCUUUUUGCAGGACAUGUCCACAGGCACGAGCGAUGCGGUGAUCGAGUUUCCCACCGAGCUCCUCCAGGGCCUCGAUCUGUCCCUCCUGGGCCAGAGCCUGCUGCGACUGCGGCCGGCCAAGACCAUCUCGGUCGUGCCUGGGAGCUGGGAGUUGCAUUAUAUCAGCAGGCACGCACCGAAUCCAGAGGCGCGGCGCCUUGCCUACAUGAUGUCGUACACGGGCCGCGACGUGCCCGUGGCGAUUCUCGAGCAGCUCUUGCGCACGCGCUACGAGCUAGCCAGGCUCACUGGCAAGGAGAGCGCGGCGGAAAUGGCGCUCGUGGACAAGAUGGCCGGAUCGUCCGAGCACGUAUCGAGCUUUUUGCGGCUGAUGGCGCAUGCGCAGCGCCCGGCUGCGCAGCAGAUGAUCGCUGAAUUCGGCGCGCUGAAGCACAAGCUAGAAGGCACGAGCCACAUGGACAUUUGGGACCGCGACUUUUACGCGGAGGCGUACCUCCAACUGCAUCAGCCGGCGCAGCUGACGCCCCUGUCGCCGUACCUGUCGCUCGGCUCGGUGUUUACGGGCUUGUCGCGCCUGUUUUACCUGUUGUACGGCAUCCACUUCCGUGCGGCUGAGACGCAGCCUGGGGAAGUGUGGCAUCCCGACGUGCUGAAGCUCGAGGUGGUCGACGAGACGGAAGGCGGCGUGAUUGGCACGAUUUACUGUGACUUGUACUCGCGCGAGGGAAAGCCGCCCAGUGCCGCGCAUUACACCGUGCGGUGCUCUCGCCGCAUCGACCAGGAUGACGCGCACCUGGAUGUAGAGCUCGGCGCGAGUCCUGAGCUGCCGGCCGACACAUCUACCGAGCAUUUGCUGGGGGUCGUGGGCGCUCCGGGUCGCGGACGGCCCGGUCGCUUUCAGCUGCCGGUGGUCGUCCUCAUGACGGACUUUCCCGGCAUGGGCCAUGGCGGGGCGAGUCUGCUCCGCUGGCACGACGUCGAGACGCUCUUCCACGAGAUGGGACAUGCGAUCCACUCCAUGAUCGGACGCACCGAGUUCCACAAUGUGUCAGGCACACGAUGCGCGACAGACUUUGUCGAGCUGCCGUCGAUUCUCAUGGAGCACUUUUUGGUCCAUCCUCAGGUGGUCCAGCUCACAGCGCACCACCACCGCACCGGCUCGCCGCUCCCAUACCACCAGUUGCAGCAACACCUGGAUACGCAAAAGAGGCUGGAUGCGCUGGAUGCGCACCAGCAGAUUCUGCUAGCGUCGCUGGAUCAGCGGUACCACUCGAGUCGCGCCGGUGCGCCGACCUUCUCGACGUCCAAGGAGCUCGAGGCACUGCAGGCGGAGAUGGGGCUUUUCCCGCCGGUGCCGAAUGCGACAUGGCAGGGCCAGUUUGGGCACUUGUUUGGGUACGGCGCGACGUACUACAGCUACCUCUUUGAUCGUGCGAUUGCCGCGCGAGUGUGGGAUAAGGUGUUUGCCAAACAGCCCCUGUCGCGUGAAGCGGGCGAAGAGUUCAAGAACCAAGUGCUCCGAUACGGCGGUGGCAAGAACCCCUGGCACAUGCUCGCCCGUCUCUUGAAGGAGGACGAUAUCGCGCACGGCGACUCGCGUGCGAUGGAAACGAUUGGCCGGUGGGGCCUGGGCUGCCCAACGAGCUACGAGCUCCCAUAG